CAGCCACCCCUGUCCCGCCAGCACCUCCUGCCUCCCAGACCCGUGCCCUCGAGCUGGGCCUGAGUCACCGGGAAACCGGGCCCUGACUCAGGGCGGGAGGCUGAGAGGGUUGGGUCCCAGCCAGAGGGAGGCAGAGAGAAGCCAGAACUAAUGCUGUGACCCAGUAGGGGAGCAACAGGGAGAGAGCACUGCAGUCAGAACUUAUGGGAGUCAGAAUCAGAGAUAGGUUCAGGGAAUAUGAGCAGGGUUAGUUAGGAUCAAACUGACCCAAUGGUUCAGAGGCUCAGAUGCCUGAGCUCCAGGGUGUAUAUGGGGAGGGACAAAAGAAGGCUUGCAGAAUGGGGUGUGUGUGUGUGUGUGUGUGUGUGUGUGUGUGUGUGUGUGUCACUUGACACUGCUAGGUCUUUACAGGGUGUGUACUGACACAUGGGUGGAAAAUGGAGAACGCCUUGGACUAUCCUGGCCUCUGGUCCCUCAUCUUCCUGACUGGGUUCUCCACCCAUCCCUGUUCCCUAAGUGGCCUCUCUCUAGGCCAGGACCCCACACAUUGGAACUGUUUAGGGCCCUCUGGGCAGCCUGACUAAGGCAGGCAGGAUGUGGGGGUGGCCAGGCUAGAGGGACAGGAAGGAAGUCUGAGGAGAGACAAUAGGUGGAAGGGGAGGAGGAACUGGGAAGGACCAGGAUUAGGAUGUGCAGUCUAAAACCUCAGAUCUGGAAGCCAGUGGGAGUGGGGUCUGCUCCUCCUUUCCCUGACCUAGACUGUCACCCGACGUGUCUUAUGCAACAGCUGGAGCUGGCCACAUCAAUGGCCCCCACCACCCCACCUUCCCACCCCAUUUUGCCCAGCAGGGUUCAAGCAUCUUGUCUGCAGCUACUCAGUUGAGUGUGCCAUAUGGAAGGGCAGAGCGUUGACCCCAACGGGGACCUGGACAUCGCUGUGUGGCUGGCUGCGGUGCAUCUGGAGCAGUAUGCAGACACGUUCCGGCGGCAUGGCCUGGCUACGGCGGGUUCAGCCCAGUGCCUGGGCCACGAGGAGCUGAGGCAGCUGGGCAUCAACGCCACUGGGCACCGGAAACGCAUCCUGCGCCUGCUACAGGCCGGCACUGCAGAGGACCCCCUGGAUCCUAAAUCGGAUAGUACCAUGGAGCCAUCCCCCAGCCCAGCCUCCCAAGCCCAGCCUUCCAAGCCGGUGCCCAAGCCCAGGACAGUGUUUAGUGGGCUCAGUGGCCCUACCAGCACUCAGAGACCUGGGCUGAGCCCAACCUUCUGGAGGCCAGAAGAGUCCAGGAGCUCAGAGUCCAGCCCAAGGUCCCCUCCUCUCCCCACCUCCUCCUCUGAGCAGACUUCAGCCCUGAAUACCAUGGAGAUGAUGCCCAAUGCCAUCUACUUUGGCCUUGACUUAAGAGGAGGGGCCCAGGUGGCUCAGGACAUGGCUCCAGAGAGCGCCCAGACAAUUGCCCCCACUCCUGCCCUCAGGCCCACCACAGGCACAGUGCAUAUCAUGGAUCCCGGUUGCCUGUACUACGGUGUCCAGCCUUCUGGGGUCCCAGGUGGCCCUGAUAGAAGAGAAGGCAGAGGUGUCUGUCAGGACAGGGCUGAACCCAGGCUCAGCAGGCAGGAUCUGGAGGCACGGGAGGAUGCUGGCUAUGCCAGUCUUGAGCUACCUGGGGACUCCACUCUUUCGCUACCCACCCUGGACACAGAAGAGACCAGUGAUGAUCUCAUUUCACCUUAUGCCAGCUUCUCCUCCACGGCAGACCGCCCCACGCCUUUGCUCAGUGGCUGGCUAGACAAGCUCUCGCCUCAGGGAAACUAUGUCUUCCAGAGACGCUUUGUGCAGUUCAAUGGGAGGAGUCUGAUGUACUUUGGCAAUGACAAGGACCCCUUCCCCAAGGGCGUGAUACCUCUGACAGCCAUUGAGAUGACUCGCAGCAGCAAGGACAACAAGUUCCAAGUCAUUACCGGCCAGAGGGUGUUCGUGUUCCGUACAGAGAGUGAGGCUCAGCGGGACAUGUGGUGCUCCACACUACAAUCCUGCCUGAAGGAGCAGCGCCUUCUGGGCCACCCCCGCGCCCCACCCCCACCCCGACCCCUCCGCACUGGCAUGCUGGAACUGCGUGGGCACAAGGCCAAAGUAUUUGCUGCCUUGAGCCCUGGAGAGCUGGCGCUAUACAAGAGUGAGCAGGCUUUCUCUCUUGGCAUUGGGAUCUGCUUCAUUGAAUUACAAGGCUGCAGUGUCCGGGAGAUCAAGAGUCGAAGCUUUGACCUGCUCACACCCCAUCGCUGCUUCAGUUUCACAGCCGAGUCUGGGGGUGCUCGGCAGAGCUGGGCAGCUGCUCUGCAGGAAGCAGUAACCGAGACCCUGUCUGACUACGAGGUGGUUGAGAAGAUCUGGUCAAAUCGGGCAAACCGGCAUUGUGCAGACUGUGGAGCUUCCCGCCCAGACUGGGCUGCUGUCAACCUGGGGGUGGUCAUCUGCAAACAGUGUGCAGGUCAGCACCGGGCCCUGGGCUCCGGGAUCUCCAAAGUGCAGAGCCUGAAGCUGGAUACAAGUGUAUGGAGCAAUGAGAUAGUGCAGUUGUUCAUUGUCCUGGGAAAUGAUCGUGCCAACCGCUUCUGGGCAGGGGCACUGCCCCCAGGUGAGGGGCUGCAUCCUGAUUCAAACCCUGGGCCUCGGGGAGAGUUCAUCUCUCGAAAGUAUCGGUUAGGUCUCUUUCGGAAGCCCCACCCUCAGCAUCCAGAUCACAACCAGCUUCUCCAGGCUCUGUGUGCAGCUGUGGCAGGACCCAACCUCCUGAAGAACAUGACCCAGCUCCUCUGUGUUGAGGCCUCUGAGGUUGAGGAGCCCUGGUCCCCCUCAGCUCUUGAUGGCAGUCUUCCUGGCCUUCUAUCCUCAGACCCCUCCCCUGGUGUCUACAAUGAAGUGGUAGUGCCUGCUACUUACAGCAGUUUCCUAUACUGUGGUCCCAUCUGCAACAAGGCUGGACUCCUACCCCCUCGCAGGGGCCGGGAUGCUCCUCCCCGCCUGUGGUGUGUGCUAGGAGCAGCUCUGGAAAUGUUUGCAUCGGAAAGCAGCUCUGAACCUCUUAGCCUCAUCCAACCCCAGGAUGUUGUAUGUCUGGGUGUGAGCCCUCCACCUGCUGACCCAGGUGACCUCGACAGGCUCCCCUUUUCUUUUGAGCUCAUCCUCACUGGGGGGAGGAUCCAGCAUUUUGGUACUGAUGGAGUGGACAGCCUGGAAGCCUGGACUAGUGCCGUGGGCAAGUGGUUCUCCCCGCUCAGCUGUCACCAGCUGCUGGGCCCUGGGCUGCUACGACUGGGCCGCCUGUGGUUGCGGUCCCCCUCCCAUACAGCCCUGGCCUCUGGCCUCUGGCUGUCAGGGUUCGGCCUCCUUCGUGGUGACCACCUCUUCCUGUGUCCAGCACCAGGCCCUGGGCCCCCAGCCCCCGAGGACAUGGUGCAUUUACGGCGGCUACAGGAGAUCAGUGUGGUCUCUGCAGCUGACACCCCAGACAAAAAGGAGCAUUUGGUUCUUGUAGAGACAGGAAGGACCCUGUAUCUGCAGGGAGAGGGACGGCUAGACUUCUCAGCAUGGAAUGCAGCCAUUGGGGGUGCCGCUGGCGGGGGUGGCACAGGGCUGCAGGAGCAGCAGAUGAGCCGGGGUGACAUCCCCAUCAUCGUGGAUGCCUGCAUCAGUUUUGUCACCCAGCAUGGGCUCAGGCUGGAAGGUGUAUAUCGGAAAGGGGGUGCUCGGGCCCGUAGUCUACGACUCCUGGCUGAGUUCCGGCGGGAUGCCCGGUCAGUGAAGCUCCGACCUGGAGAGCACUUUGUGGAAGAUGUUACUGACACACUCAAACGCUUCUUUCGAGAGCUCGAUGACCCUGUGACCUCUGCUCGGUUGCUGCCUCGCUGGAGGGAGGCUGCCGAGCUUCCCCAGAAGAAUCAGCGCCUGGAGAAAUACAAAGAAGUGAUUGGCUGCCUGCCUAGGGUCAACCGACGCACUCUGGCCACCCUCAUUGGGCAUCUCUAUCGGGUACAGAAGUGUGCAGCUCUAAACCAGAUGUGUACUCGGAACCUGGCCCUGCUGUUUGCACCCAGUGUGUUCCAGACAGAUGGGCGGGGGGAGCAUGAGGUGCGGGUGCUGCAGGAGCUCAUUGACGGCUACAUCUCAGUCUUUGAUAUUGAUUCUGACCAGGUAGCUCAGAUUGACUUGGAGGUCAGCCUUAUCACCACCUGGAAGGAUGUGCAGCUGUCCCAGGCUGGAGACCUCAUCAUGGAGGUUUAUAUAGAGCAGCAGCUCCCAGACAACUGUGUCACCCUAAAGGUGUCCCCAACACUGACUGCUGAGGAGCUGACUAACCAGGUACUGGAGAUGCGAGGGACAGCAGCAGGAAUGGAUUUGUGGUUGACGUUUGAGAUUCUUGAGCAUGGAGAGCUUGAGAGGCCACUGCACCCCAAGGAGAAGGUCCUAGAGCAGGCCCUGCAAUGGUGCCAGCUUCCAGAGCCCUGCUCAGCCUCUUUGCUCCUGAGAAAAGUCCCUCUGACUCAAGCAAGCUGCCUCUUCACAGGAGUCAGGCGUGAGAGCCCACGGGUGGGGCUAUUGCGGUGUCGUGAGGAGCCACCCCGCUUGCUGGGAAGCCGCUUCCAGGAGAGGUUCUUUCUGCUACGUGCCCGUUGUUUGCUACUGCUCAAGGAGAAGAAGAGCUCUAAACCAGAACGUGAGUGGCCUCUGGAAGGUGCUAAAGUCUACCUGGGAAUUCGCAAGAAGUUAAAGCCUCCAACACCGUGGGGCUUCACUUUGAUACUGGAGAAGAUGCAUCUCUGCUUGGCCUGCACUGAUGAGGAUGAGAUGUGGGAUUGGACCACCAGCAUCCUUAAAGCCCAGCACGAUGACCAGCAGCCAGUGGUUUUGCGACGCCAUUCCUCAUCUGACCUCGCGCGUCAGAAGUUUGGCACUAUGCCCUUACUGCCCAUCCGUGGGGAUAACAGUGGAGCCACCCUCCUCUCUGCCAAUCAGACCCUGCGGCGACUACACAACCGGAGGACCCUGUCCAUGUUCUUUCCAAUGAAGUCAUCCCAGGGGUCUGUGGAGGAGCAAGAGGAACUGGAGGAACCUGUGUAUGAGGAGCCAGUGUAUGAGGAGGUAGGGGACUUCCCAGAGCUCACCCAGGACACUUCGACCUCCUUCUGUACUGCAUCGGAGUGGACAGCCAAAGCAGAGACCUCCUUCAACAGCCAGAGGUCCUUUGAUCAACCCCUCCUCUCUAAAGCAAGCACCCAGGAGGAGAGGCCACCUGAUCCCCCAUCAAGCCUCCCUUCAAAGAGCAAUCUCCAGGCACGGGGUUCCCUGGAGGAGCAGCUGCUCCAGGAGCUCAACAGCCUCAUCCUGAGGAAAGGAGAGACCAUCUCAGGCCCAGGAAGCCCUUCUCAGUCUUCCACUCCACAAACCCCCAGCCCCACUGGCCUUCUAACACAGACACCCAGCUUCCCUACCCAGUCCCCUUGCACUCCCAGUUCACCCUCCAGCCAGCCCCUCACAUGACCUUUGGGCCGGCAGCUGAGGGAUAGGUACCCAGAGGACAACCAAGCUCUCACCAUGGCAAACACUGCUAGGAGCUUCCUCUGCCCUGGCUGGUAAGAAUCCAGAAUCCAGUGUGAUACAAUGGAAGGAGUACUGGACUGAGACUUCUGGAAGCUGUGUGUUUCAGGGCUGGUCAUGGCCCCUCUCUGGGCCCCAGCCCAUUUAUCUAUACCAUGAAGUCACUGGAAUAAGGAGAGCAGUGAAUGUCAGACUCUGCUUCUCAGUGUUUUAAGCUCCACCAUAUAUUUUCCUUCAACAAGGGCAGCUCCUGCUUUAUAUAUUUGAUAUGAAGAAUUUCUGUGAGGGGUUUGGGGCAUAAGGACAUAAGGAUGGUUUUACUUCAUUAAAGAAAAAAACAGGUUUAGAAGGCAGAAGUGGGUGAUGCUCUAGUCUAUCCUAUACUAUUUACUAUAUUCUGGGCCUAUACUGAAGCCCUGGGGCAGGGAGAUUGAGACUGGAGCAAAGGGGAGCCAAAAAAGGAUGGAUCACUAUUAAUAAACCU
Castor canadensis (American beaver) is the source of this 6083-nucleotide messenger RNA. NCBI's taxonomy places the organism in Eukaryota, Metazoa, Chordata, Mammalia, Rodentia, Castoridae. The record is from RefSeq and is a predicted model, not a curated record.